AUGAAGUUAUAUAACCAAGCAUUUAUCAUUAUUUUAUGUAUUGCAAUAUCUCAAGCUUUUGAUGAGUCAGCAUUCUAUUCGGAGAAAGAGACGCUAAAUUUAUUAACAAUAUCAUUUACUCAUACCGACCAAACAAUUUUCAUUGACAUCGACAAUGACAGCAGUGUAAUUUUCAAAGACGCUUUACUAAAAUGUAUACACGAUCAGAAUCAUUCCGUUAUUUUGCUAAAUGACGUGCCAGAUUUUAUUUGCGAAGGAAAAAUAGUUAUACUGGAGGAAAACCCUAGUAUUGUCUUUACUAUAAAAUAUCUACAUCACAAUGUGCUGGAUAAUCCAUUACUGAAGUCUCUGCUAAAAUCACAUUGGUCACCACUGUUUAUUGUGGUAACUACUGAAGACAGCUUGUAUAAAUGUGUAGACGGAAAAUUAAAUGAAGAGGCUGUCAAUAACAUUGAAGGAUUUCUAAAUGAUUUAUGGCACAAAUACCGCAUAAUGCAUGCAUUCCUAAAUCUGCCAUAUGUCUGCCCGAACGAAUAUGUUGUUUAUGAUGGCAUCAAAUCAAAUGAAGGAGAAUUGUAUAACAGGACCAUUAAACUUAUUCGAGAAGAACAAUUACCAGGCAUAAAGUCCAAAAAGGCAUCUAGGAUGCUUACUCGAAAUUAUCCCCUUAGAGGCAAUAUCUUUUACCGAUUCCCCACGGCUAUUCAGGAAUGUGAAGGUACCGAUAUCUACAUAAAAACCAGUCAGAAAACCAGUGGCGGUUUUUGUGGAUUGGACGGCCUCGUAAUGUCAGAUAUAGUGACACACUUUAAAUUUAAUUUAUCAUUGCCAUCCUUGGGCUCGGAUUCCCUCAAAUAUGGAUAUCAGCAGCAAGAUGGAGUUAUAACAGGAAGCUUAGGACAUAUAGUGAGAAAAGAUGUGGACUUGUCCUUUAACUCGAGGUUCAUGACGAAAUAUAUCACGGGGCAACAGAAAUACAUAUUCCUAUAUCCUGUUGCAAAUGACGCUCUUUGCGUCGUUUUGAAACAACCUGAAGAGGAACCUCUAUGGCGGUAUCCCAUCAACGCUUUUAGUAUUCCGCAGUGGAUAUUCAUUCUCGCCUGCCUCACUAGCAUUGGAGUCAUAAUGUGGGCAUUUGCAAAGAUCAAAUAUAAAAUUAAUAAUACUAGAGCUACGCUCCUCUCUUACGUCUUGAACUCUAUAAAUGCUGGUCUGUUUGGCUUCUUUUUUAAACGAAGAACUAACUUACUUCUGUUUAGAGCUAGCUGCUUGUAUGCUUCAAUUAUGCUGCUCGCGGAAUAUCAGGGUUACAUAAAUUACAUAUUUACAACCCGCGUCCGAUACGACGUUUUAUAUAGCUUGUCACAAUUUGCGGAGUCGGGCACUGUAAUUCAAACGUCACCAUCCAUAUACACCUUCAUAAAUGAGACUGUCAACGAAGUCGGAGAGGUCCUUCUAUCUCGAAUGAUACUAAUGGAGAACACUGAUUCAUUCGAAUACGUCGUGCAUCACUCGAACACUGCGACUUUGGAAAGGAAAACUGAUGCGAUUAUGUGGAUUCUAAUGAAAUACACAGACGGAUCCGGCAGGCCUACAUUAUAUGUAAUGGAUGAUUCUGUUCGCUCUUUCUACUUAGCGUAUAUUGCAAAUUUGGGUAAGUUUUCUAUAUUCAUCAUUUCAAGAUACGCUAAUAUACCAACCACUGACGCGGUGUUUCCAACUCUGCCAAUCCAAUCUGAUUCUUCGUUUACCUACAUUCAUCUUCUAAAACGCAUGCUCCGAGCGUUUACAAAUAUGACUUUUUUUACAGAAUUCCCAUUUGUGGGCAUGAUUGACGUGUACAUAAUGAGUCUAUUCGAGACGGGCUUGAUAGAUAUGUACUACGCGUGGACGAGCCGCGCUCUGGGGCUGCAGGUGACGCUGCCCUACCUGUACUCGGAGCCGCGGCCCGCAUCCAAGAUAGGCAUGAAGGAACAAGUCAUCGCUUUCACUGUGCUCUUGGUGGGAUACGCCGCCUCUGUUAUCACGUUCGUUAUGGAAAUUUGGUUUGAUAGACGGCAGAAAUAUCCUUUCAUACAUUAA
Cydia fagiglandana is the source of this 2082-nucleotide messenger RNA. RefSeq lists its product as uncharacterized. NCBI's taxonomy places the organism in Eukaryota, Metazoa, Arthropoda, Insecta, Lepidoptera, Tortricidae. The transcript is spliced from 3 exons. The record is from RefSeq and is a predicted model, not a curated record. The coding region runs from base 1 to 2082 and encodes 693 amino acids.